Molecule: messenger RNA, 628 nt
Organism: Momordica charantia (bitter melon)
Lineage: Eukaryota; Viridiplantae; Streptophyta; Magnoliopsida; Cucurbitales; Cucurbitaceae
Product: L-type lectin-domain containing receptor kinase S.4
Biological process (GO): protein phosphorylation
Molecular function (GO): carbohydrate binding; protein kinase activity; ATP binding
Source: RefSeq, a predicted model, not a curated record
ACGCAAGCCCAAAACUCUGAGCUGUUUCACCUUCAUGGCUUCAACUUUCCUCAUUUUCUUUCUCAUUUCUGCAAAUUUUCUAUUCAUCCGAACACAAUCCCAGUUCGAGGAUCAGCUCUUCCAUGCCGGAUUCGCAGAUGGAGACUCGGAGAUGUCGUUUGACAAGGCAGCCCGGAUUCAGAAAAAUGGAAUCUUGACAUUAAUAGACCACUCAGCAAGAUUAUCAUACGGGCACGCCUUCCACAAAUUCCCUUUCCAGUUCAGAAACUCCUCCAAUGGCAGAGCUUUCUCUUUCUCCACUACUUUUGCCUUCAUCGUCAUCCCUGAAGCUCCCAAUUUCUGCGGCUCUGGCUUCACUUUCGCCAUAGCACCUUCCCCGAGCUUUGUGGGUCUUCCUAGAGAGUAUUUGGGUCUUCCCAAUUUCACCCAAAAUGGCAAUUUCUCCAAACAUCUCUUCGCCGUCGAAUUCGACACGUUUCAAGACUCCCGUUUCCAAGAUAUCGACGGCAACCACAUCGGCGUCGAUAUCGGCAGCUUCGUCUCCAAAGCAGCCAUCGCCUUGCAGAUUUCAGAAAGGGAGUACCAGGGAAGAGGCUCUCUUGGAUCAAAUGCCCCUCUAAACCCCUAG